AUGGAUCCUGGCACGGUGUUCUCUGUUCUUGAGAUUGUGGGCGCGGUAGUGAGGCGCCUCGUCGAGGCCGGCCAGACUAUGCACGAUGCUCCGGAGGGUCUGACGCGAGUGAUCAACGAGACGGAGAAGCUUCGGGCGCUGCUGGACCGGCUCUUGAUCUUUCAACGUGCCCUUCCUCAGGAACAGCGAGACAUCCUCGACAAACAGGUGAACACGACCGAAUGGAGAGAUCUUCUGACAGACCUGGACAACCUCACGUCAGGCAGGAAGCCCGGAGACAUCGGAGGCGGAGGAGGGGAGAGGAUGAAGCUCGCUGACCGGUGGUGGUGGCUCCGGAGGAAAGACGUCGUCGAGGACAAGGUGAGGAAAUUGCAGGAACAGACCGAAUGGAUCUCGAAGCGGCUCGUCAACGAGUACCUCUUCGAACACCACCAACAGCUCUCUCAGAAUUCUAAACAAGUCUCCAAGAUACUGGACUUGGUCAUGUCCGUGGCGCUCAAGUUGAACCCGGACAAUCUGCCCUCGCCUCGAUUCGACGACAACGGCGUAUACUCUCCCUACAAGGCCGAGGGGAUCGCCUGGUACGGGCAGUACCGUUGCAAGCCCGGCCAGGACCUCUCCAUGCCCUACUUCCGCGACCGACACCUGCUGGCAGAAAGAGCCUGGGCAGGCAACUGGAAUGGGGUGAUGGAAUUGCUCGGGAUAGCUCGCAAGGAAUACAGGCAGAAUUGGAUCAAUUGCCCUCCGAUUUACAAAGCGACCGAGCAACACAAAAUCACCAGUGGGUUUAGACCCCUUCACCAAGCCGCGUGGCACGGUGACAAGUCAGCGGUGGAAUCUCUAUUGAAAGAAGGAGCCUGGCGUCUCGUGAGAACUUCGCGAGCGACCAAAGACUCGACCGAACACAGCACGCCACUGGACGUUGCCCGAGACCACGGGUGGAAAGAUCUCUACGACAAUCUCAGCCCAGUCAUCAGACGGCCUGUGAGCCACAAGACCCUGCACAUCCUACAGACGCACCUUAACGACUUGAUCAAAGACACCUUCGGCGGCCAUCCAGACGCGCAUCUCGACUGUUUUCUCCUCCCGGAGCUGGAAGUCCUGACCGAGUUUGACCGGUCGCGCAUCUGGUUCCCCCUGAACCCUGAACUGCCAGACACAAGGGACGGGAUCGCCGUCCACAUCAUCCUGGAGCGGAACGAGCUGGUUGCCGUUAUGCGAUGGGAUAAAGUCAAGAGGAGGACCUAUCGGAUUUCCACGUCGAAGGUCCAGGAGAUCCAGCAAGCCGUUGUCCUUCGCUAA
Molecule: messenger RNA, 1302 nt
Organism: Fonsecaea nubica
Lineage: Eukaryota; Fungi; Ascomycota; Eurotiomycetes; Chaetothyriales; Herpotrichiellaceae
Exons: 4
Coding region: 1-1302 (433 amino acids)
Molecular function (GO): protein binding
Source: RefSeq, a predicted model, not a curated record